ACCAUCGAUGAAGUGGAGACAGAUGUGGUGGAGAUAGAGGCAAAGCUUGACAAGCUGGUGAAGCUAUGCAGUGGGAUGAUUGAAGCAGGCAAAGCCUACAUCACCACCAACAAGCACUUUGUCAGCGGGGUCCGGGACUUGUCGCAGCAGUGCAAGAAGGAUGAAAUGAUUUCGGAGUGCCUCGACAAAUUUGGAGACAGCCUGCAGGAGAUGAUUAACUAUCACAUGAUCCUGUUUGACCAGGCUCAGAGGUCGGUCCGGCAGCAGCUGCACAAUUUUGUGAAAGAUGACGUCCGGAAGUUCAAGGAAACCAAGAAGCAGUUUGACAAGGUGCGAGAGGACAUGGAGAUUUCGCUGGUGAAGAAUGCCCAGGCACCUCGGCACAAGCCUCAUGAAGUAGAGGAGGCAACAGGCACCUUGACCAUAACCAGAAAGUGUUUCCGGCAUCUGGCCCUAGACUACGUGUUGCAGAUCAACGUCCUGCAGGCCAAGAAGAAGUUUGAAAUACUGGAUGCGAUGCUGUCCUUCAUGCAUGCCCAGUACACCUUUUUCCAGCAGGGCUACAGUCUUCUCCAUGAACUGGAUCCCUACAUGAAGAAACUAGCCACAGAGCUGGACCAGCUGGUGAUUGAUUCUGCAGUGGAAAAGAGGGAGAUGGAGCACAAGCAUGCAUUGAUACAACAGAGGACCCUCCUGCAGGACUUCUCCUAUGAUGACUCGAAGGUGGAGUUUAAUGUCGAUGCCCCAAAUGGAGUGGUGAUGGAAGGCUACCUCUUCAAGAGAGCUAGCAAUGCUUUCAAAACAUGGAAUCGGAGGUGGUUCUCCAUACAGAACAGUCAGCUGGUCUACCAGAAGAAGCUAAAGGAUGUCCUCACGGUAGUGGUGGAAGACCUGCGGCUCUGUACGGUCAAGCCGUGUGAAGACAUAGAGAGGAGGUUUUGCUUUGAGGUCGUCUCACCUACCAAGAGCUGCAUGCUGCAGGCUGACUCGGAGAAGCUGCGUCAGGCCUGGAUUCAGGCUGUUCAAGCUAGCAUCGCUUCUGCGUACCGAGAGAGCCCUGACAGCUACUACAUUGAAAGGCUGGACCGCACUGCUUCCCCAUCAACGAGCAGCAUUGAUUCUGCUACCGACUCGCGGGAGCGCAGUGUGAAAGGAGAGACCAUCUUGCAGAGAGUGCAGAGCAUCCCUGGGAAUGACCAGUGCUGUGACUGCGGUCAGCCAGAUCCUCGCUGGGCCAGUAUCAACCUGGGCAUUCUGCUGUGCAUUGAGUGCUCCGGUAUCCACAGGAGUCUGGGUGUUCACUGCUCCAAGGUCCGAUCUCUCACACUGGACUCCUGGGAGCCAGAGUUACUGAAACUGAUGUGCGAGCUGGGAAACAGUACCAUGAAUCAGAUUUAUGAGGCACAGUGUGAAGAGCUGGGACUUAAGAAACCAACAGCAGGGAGCUCCAGGCAGGACAAGGAAGCCUGGAUCAAGGUGAAGUAUGUGGAGAAGAAAUUCCUGAAGAAGCUGCCAAAUGGGGAGACACUAACGGAGAACGAGCGGAAACCUCGACGCUGGUGCGUGAAGAAGUGCCAGAGACACAACAGCACCACGAAGGCACCCACGGCUCGUAGAAAGUACCGCCACGAAGCAGGGAACGCCUCACCAGCCAUGCUGUCCUCAGCAGCUACCCUGGAGAGGAAGUUCCGACGAGAUUCCCUCUUCUGCCCUGACGAGCUGGACUCUCUCUUCUCCUACUUUGACACUGGUGCUGGCUCCGGCCCACGCAGUGCCAGCCACAUCUCUAUGCAGCAUCCGCUAACAGGUGGCCCAUGGAGUGGCAGUGGCAUUGGUCCCGGUGGGAGCGGUACGCCGUUCCUCCUGGACGGAGGUCUGAGCAGCGACAGCGGACUUGGAGGAAGCACCGACGGCAGCACUGACAUCCUGGUGUUUGGCUCUGUGGUGGACAGCGUGACAGAGGAAGAGUGCGAGGUGUCAGAGGAGUCAAGCGGUGAAGCAGAGAUUGAACAGGAAGCAUCAGAUUUGGAAGACCUGAGGGAGCUGCAUCCUGGCUUGUUGAUCUACAAGGCAGCACAAGCCCGAAACCUGCCUCUCAUGGCAGAAGCGCUCGCACACGGUGCUGAGAUCAACUGGGUGAAUGACGAAGAUGAGAACAAAACUCCUCUGAUUCAAGCUGUGUUGGGGGUACGUUGGCUCCUUGAUAGUUUUUUGCUGCAGAACGGGGCAGAUGUUAACCAAAGAGAUAUCCGAGGCCGAGCUCCCUUGCACCAUGCCACGUACCUGGGGCACACUGGUCAAGUCUGCUUAUUCCUCAAGCGAGGGGCAAAUCAGCACGCGGUGGAUGGCGACGGGCAGGACCCGCUCAGUAUCGCUGUCCAGGCAGCCAACGCAGACAUAGUCACCUUGCUGCGUCUGGCUCGAAUGAAUGAGGAGAUGCGAGAAGCAGAGGGUCCCUUUGGACAACCAGGUCAAUAUCCCAGCAACAGCCCUACUGAGCUGCAGUACAGGAAGUGUAUACAGGAGUUCAUCAGCCUUAAUAUAGAUGAGUGUUAG
Molecule: messenger RNA, 2556 nt
Organism: Mesitornis unicolor (brown roatelo)
Lineage: Eukaryota; Metazoa; Chordata; Aves; Mesitornithiformes; Mesitornithidae
Gene: ACAP3
Product: ArfGAP with coiled-coil, ankyrin repeat and PH domains 3
Exons: 24
Coding region: 76-2556 (826 amino acids)
Cellular component (GO): cytoplasm
Molecular function (GO): protein binding; GTPase activator activity
Source: RefSeq, a predicted model, not a curated record